AAGUGGAGCAAGCAAUGAAAGAAUUUGAACAGGAAAGGGCUGAAGAAGAUGAUCCAAUGAACUUGGGAGACGUCUUCCAACAGCAAGAUGAUGACCAGUUCUUUAUAGGAAAAGAUCAAGAGACGAUUUGGAAAAGUACUCGUCUACCUUCUGCAUCAAAAAAUAUCAUCAAAUUACUACCAGGUCCCAGAGCAGCCGCUAAAAAUACUCCCAAAGAAAUAGAUGCUUUCAAUGUAUCUUUAGCAGUGUUCCCGCCUCCACCCGAGUUCUCAACAGGCCCCGCCAGCCUAGGCGUGGGGGUCCCACCCUUCGGCAACAUAUUCAUCGCCGUCUCAGUAGGCCGGGAUCCAAACACUGACCACGCCCACGGUAGGCGUGAUCUAAUAGACGUAAGUGGGCGGCCCGAUCUUUUGGAUUUGUCGCACAGAAGCGUGGGGACAGCCACCUUGCCCCGACGGAGGCCUCCUUCGACGGUGCAGUUGCCCCAUUACGACAACAUGGGACCCCGGGUCACCGCAGGAGGUAACUCCACCCUCUCCUUGCCAGAUUGUGACCAGGAGGUGCUACCGCCACCAGUACCCCACCAGUUGAUGCUUCAACCGUACGUGGCGCCUCCUCAAAGAAGUUCAGAGUUUGUUUCUCUUUAA
This is a messenger RNA of Acanthoscelides obtectus, 647 nucleotides long. The record is from the annotation of a GenBank genome assembly. Lineage: Eukaryota; Metazoa; Arthropoda; Insecta; Coleoptera; Chrysomelidae.